Molecule: messenger RNA, 960 nt
Organism: Didymella exigua CBS 183.55
Lineage: Eukaryota; Fungi; Ascomycota; Dothideomycetes; Pleosporales; Didymellaceae
Exons: 2
Coding region: 21-914 (297 amino acids)
Biological process (GO): spindle assembly
Cellular component (GO): cytosol; HAUS complex
Source: RefSeq, a predicted model, not a curated record
UGACACCAUUGACCGUGGAGAUGGACAGCCUCACGCCGUCUGACCUCUUUUCGCCUUCAAAAGCUCGGCAGCAGCGUGCAAGAGCUCAGGACUGGGCACACAUCGAAUCAUGGCUGUCGUAUAAGUAUGCCGGGCGCACAAUGCCUGCCUUUGAGCGCAAUGAGGAGACACUUAAAGUGUUGCGCGAGCUGUCAAUGGCGAAUGAGAGGGCGGAUGAAGAGCGCGCAGUCCUAGAGAGGGUAGAGCGGGAGGCUUUGAAAGAGCUUGACGAGGUAACCACCAACCCAAAUGGUGCUCAUAUCCUCUCUACGCUCCGCGCAAACCUCACGCCCGAGGGAUCAACGGCUCUUGCUGCGCUCGCCUCUACCACGAUCGCUCUUUCGACACCAACAGCAGACCCGCAAACCCUCGCCCACGCCCUGAUCUCGUACACAGCUACAACGCAGAACCUCACAAACCAGCUCACGCACAUCCAGGACCUGCAAAAAUACCUCUCAAAACAACAUGCUCUAUUGCGUGCACAGCUCCACGAGUUACAAACCGACCCCUUGUUCUCCGCCCCAGCCUCUCUCCAGCGCCAGACAAUCGAGCAAACACGGCAGACUAAGCAUCUGCGCUCCAAGAUUCGGGAGGCAGAGUCGCAGCUCUCCUCUCUCCAAUCAAGCCAUGCGCGUGCUAUGACGCCCGGAUCGAAGAACAUAGCGACUGUAGAGGCGAUCACGGAUAUGCUGGAACAGCAGCGCGCAUCGGAAGAGUUGAGGGAGAGAGUGCAAGCACUGGAAGAGGAGGUCGAACAGUUCGGGGGACUGCCGGCUGAUUUGACAGCGGCGCGAAAGGAGGUGGGACGUUUGGAGGUCAGGUGCGAUGAGGUGAGGAGGAGGAGAGAUGAAUUAUUUGAAGAGCUGGUGGGUUGACUAGACGCGAGCAAGAGGUCAAAAAAGGGCAAUUACAAAUUGGCGC